Molecule: messenger RNA, 704 nt
Organism: Spodoptera exigua (beet armyworm)
Lineage: Eukaryota; Metazoa; Arthropoda; Insecta; Lepidoptera; Noctuidae
Source: the annotation of a GenBank genome assembly
GCAAAACACAGUAACACAUAUGGCAACCCUAAAUAGGUGAAUGAAGGAAUUUUGAAGAAAUAGAAAGAAGUCACUAAUUUAUGCGAGACAGCGUCUUUAUUUUGAGAUUCAAUUGCUUAACUAUUUGUGAUAGUUUCGAAAUAAUACGCGGUGCCCUUGUACAACAAAACUAAGUUGGUGUACAGGGUCCAAAUUUUAAAAUUAUAUAUUGUAACCAAGUGAUCGUAGUGUAAUUAAACUCCAAAAUGGGUGAUCAACAAUUUUUCCUGAAAUGGAAUGACUUCCAAACAAAUAUGGUGACAUCUUUUAGGCAUUUGAGAGAUGAGAAAAGCUUUACAGAUGUAACGUUAGCGUGUGAAGGUCAGACCUGCAAGGCACAUAAAAUGGUCCUGUCAGCGUGUAGUCCGUACUUCAAAAGCUUAUUAGAGGAGAAUCCGUCAAAGCAUCCGAUUAUAAUCCUGAAGGAUGUAUCGUACCUCCACCUGCAAGCUAUACUGGAGUUCAUGUACGCUGGGGAAGUCAAUGUGUCCCAAGAACAGCUGCCCGCCUUCCUCAAGACAGCCGCUCGGCUUAAGGUGAAAGGCUUAGCCGAGCCCCCACCACAGAUGCCAAGCAUCAAACGGGAAGGCUAGCCUUAGUGCAAGCAAGUGUAAAGACUAUAGUGACCUAUGUAUCACCUACACACACAUAACAUUACUCACACA